AAGACGACCCAGCAAGAGUCCAAUCAGCCUCCUAACCCUUCUCCGCUCCGACGGCCUAAACCCCGCCGCCGAAAUGCUCCUCCGCCCUCUCCUCCGUCGCGGCGCCGCCGCCGCUGCCGCUGCCGCGGUAUCCUCCGGCGGGGCUCGCGCCACCGCACUCCCCGACCCGCCCGCCGCGCUUGCCUCCCUUCUCCUCGCCUCCCGAUCCUACGCGAAGGCCAAGGGCGGGGGCAAGCCGGCGUCGUCCACGUCAAACCGCGGCAAGGUCCGCGCCAAGGACCCGCGCGGGGUGGCGUCGGCUGAUGAUGCCGCCGGGGCCGAUUUCUCGGCCGGAGGCGCGGGCGACGACAUUGACACCGAGUUCGAGCUGCCCACCGACCCGCUGCCCCCUACAUAUGACCCCGCUCUCGACGUCGGCCCCGGCGGCCGCCCGCUCUUCGCCUUCACUGACACGUUCGGGUCCUUCGCCCACCGUGACGCGAACGUCUAUGUCGACUUCACUUUGGAUGAAUGGAAUGCCGUUUUACCAGAAGGGUUGCCAGCGGGCAUGAUGAAAGAGUUUCAGGAGACAAGACGGUGUGCUGUCAUGGUGAGGAAGAGCUUCCUAGAUCUCCGGGAUAACUUCCGUAGGAUUGUUGAUCCUGCUGUUACAACAAAGCUCAAAGAUACCAAAAAACAAAUUGUCUUGGAUGGCCCACGGAGUUGUGGUAAAAGCAUUGCACUCGCGAUGCUUGUCCAUUGGGCACGUACUGAAGGAUGGCUGGUAUUUUAUGUUCCACAAGGGAAGGAUUGGACUCAUGGAGGAUUCUUUUAUAGAAACACAUAUAGUGAUUUCUUUGAUACACCAUUACAGGCUGCCAAGAUCUUGCAGGAUUUUUUGAAGUUCAACGAAACACGCUUACAACAAUUACCAUGUCAAAUUUUUGAGCCUAUUCCCCUGGGAGAAGGUGCUGGUGUUGGAAUGAUGAAAGGAGCUGACACAAUGGAAAUGCCUGAAGGGUCGACAUUAUAUGAUCUCAUUCAAACUGGGAUAACUCACACGCAUGCUUCAGUUGGUGUUGUAGUUCGCUUAAGGAAGGAGCUGUCCCUUGUUAAAGACGUGCCUGUAUUGUUCGCUAUUGAUCAGUACAAUAGUUGGUUUACAUUCAGUGACUUCCAGGAACCUGUAACUGUCCGAUCCUGUCGAUCGAUCCAUGCAAAAGAGCUUACAAUGGUCAAUGCUUAUAGACCAAUGGUGCACAAUGAUAUGAUGGUGGGGGCCUUUUCACACUCAACAGCAGUCGGCAAACUACGGCAGGAGCUGCCAGAUGUUCCUUCUGAUGCUCGUUUGAUCUUUCCACGUUACACCUUAGAUGAAGCUGAGACUGUGUGUCACUAUUACAUGAGGCAAAAGAUCAUUCGGCGCGAGAAUUUUUCAGAAGAGAAAUGGAAAAAGAUAUUUUACUUAUCAAAUGGAAAUGGUGCAGAGAUGAGAUGGCUUGCUGCCUUUGUUUGAGUCUCUGAUACUUGGAUUAUACUCGGUUUUGAUGGUGGUCUAGAAAGGUUGCCACUUCUGUUUCAGCAUGCUGUUCGACACCACAGUUAAUUGUUGUAUACUUGUAGUUUGUCUCAUGACAUUUCUAGCAUAAAAUUUGGCGUCAACAUCAUUUUUGCUGAGUAGAAUUUGAGGAGAUAAAACAUAAGUUUGUGGCUCCGUUACAUGAUUAUAUCAUGGGGGCCCUUUCAGUUCUGCUCAGAUGCUAGAUACAAAAUAAUAAUCAACUGAUGUGUAACAUUGUUCGUGGAGAAGUUUUCACAUGUUUUGGCUUCUGUGUUUCUCAUGUAGCUGAGCUGCCUGCGAGCUCACUGUGCUUAUGGAUAUGAUAUAUGAGUUGAUGCCAAUCUACUCAGCAUGCUACAUUGUUGCUGAAUUGAGCCAUUGAUUUUUUUUUUUUGAUUUUGUUGUACGAAUGGAACAAGUAUUGGAGUUUGGAACUCAAAGGUUAUUACUUGUACGUGGCAUAUCCCCUUCACAGUA
Molecule: messenger RNA, 2017 nt
Organism: Sorghum bicolor (sorghum)
Lineage: Eukaryota; Viridiplantae; Streptophyta; Magnoliopsida; Poales; Poaceae
Exons: 8
Coding region: 74-1495 (473 amino acids)
Cellular component (GO): mitochondrial small ribosomal subunit
Molecular function (GO): structural constituent of ribosome
Source: RefSeq, a predicted model, not a curated record